Molecule: messenger RNA, 752 nt
Organism: Setaria italica (foxtail millet)
Lineage: Eukaryota; Viridiplantae; Streptophyta; Magnoliopsida; Poales; Poaceae
Exons: 4
Coding region: 1-480 (159 amino acids)
Source: RefSeq, a predicted model, not a curated record
AUGCCUGGAACGGACUCCGGCGGGGUGCGCUCUGAUCUUCUGGCCCGUGACCUCUGUCAGUGCUGCGCCGGCGGAAAGGCUCGCAGAAAUACAGAGAGGGCCUUAAACGUAGCGUUCAAGCGCGUAUGCGAGACGGCUCACGAGCGGCGGCGGCGCCGCUGUGAGAGGCCGGCGGCGGCGUUGCAGGGCGGCGACCUGCGACUCCAAGAUCCUCGUCGAGGUGCCGACUCCAAGAUCCUCGCCGAGGGGCUGGAUCCAAGAUCCAGUGAGGAGGGGCCUCCUCCGCGCGAGCCUCGGCUGCACCAGUCCAGCGCCGCCUGGUUAGCCGAUUCCUUUUCUCAAUCUGCAGGUUUGCUGGUGUGGCUUGCUAUGAGCGGUGAUAUGGAUCUAGGACAGGAAGUUGUGGUUGAGGUUGAAAGUCGUGAUAGUCUGGUAACUAAGCAGUCAAGUCGAUCAUCUAGGAAGAGAACUAAAGUUUGAAAAUUUGUGGAUACCGAAGUGGUUGAUGGCAAGGAGAAGGCAAUAUGCAGAUACUGUAAGUUUCAAUUGUCCUCUGAACCUGGAAAAGGUACAACGCACCUCAACACACACAUUGCAAUUCACUGUCAUUCCAUUCCGCAAGAGGAUAGGGACAGAUUCAUUGCAACAUUGAAGCCAAAGUCUCUGAACAUGGAAAAGGGUGUCUUUGAUCCAGAAGUAUUUCGUGUUUUGAUUGCCAAAUAUUUUAUCAGUGCAGAGAUUGCUUUCCGUAA